Aspergillus pseudotamarii is the source of this 531-nucleotide messenger RNA. RefSeq lists its product as uncharacterized. The transcript has a single exon. The record is from RefSeq and is a predicted model, not a curated record. Lineage: Eukaryota; Fungi; Ascomycota; Eurotiomycetes; Eurotiales; Aspergillaceae. The coding region runs from base 1 to 531 and encodes 176 amino acids.
AUGAUGUCCCUCACAAACUUCAUUCUCUUCAUCCUGGCUUUGCUCUCCGUUGUAUCCUCUCAAUCCCUGGAGAAGCACGGUUCAACAACUGGCCUUGGAAAUGUGGUCAUAGUCAACAACAUGGGUACCACUCUCUACUUGUGGUCAGUAGAUGAAAACGAAGGUCCAAUGCACGCAGUUGUUCCAGGCGCCUCGUACCAAGAGACAUUUCGUCUGCGUCCCGAUGGCGGCGGCAUUUCCAUCAAAGUCAGCACAUCCCAGGACAUUAACGGUGAUAUAAUCCAGUUUGAGUACACCCAGGCUGGGGAGAAAAUAUUCUGGGACGUGUCCUGUGUGAACACCAAGGCUGGGUCGCCGUUCUAUGACAAGGGCCUCAUUCUUUUGCCAGCAGACAUAAAUGGCUGUCCGCACGCUUUUGCCUGCUUUCGGGGUGAUUCCAAUUGCAAAUAUGUUUACCACAAGUCAAGCGACGACUAUGCAACCCAUGGCUGCCCUAUCAGUACUUCUUUCAACUUGAAGCUUGGCAUUUAA